This is a messenger RNA of Insectozyma verbasci, 978 nucleotides long. The record is from the annotation of a GenBank genome assembly. Lineage: Eukaryota; Fungi; Ascomycota; Pichiomycetes; Serinales; Debaryomycetaceae.
AUGAACUUCUCAUUUGAUACAUUAGAUACUAAUAAUAAACUAGGACAACCACAAAUACAACAACAACCACUACCUCCAGAUAUACUAGAUGUUUUACCUCAACAACACAAACAACCACCGCAAAAUUUAAAUUCAGGAGUUAAUAAUCAAAACGAUAUAAAUAAGAAAUUUACAUUUCAUAAUCCGUUUGAUUUUCAUUCAUAUCCUAUAACAAAUCCACCAAUUUUCGAUUCUACUACUAUGCUACCUUAUACAACUGAUGGUAUUCCUCGAAGAAGAAGAAUUUCAAUUUCAAAUGGUCAAAUUGGUCAAAUUGUAAAUCAUGAUGCUUUAUUUGAAAAAGAAGAUUUAGAUUCAAGUUUAGAUCAAGAUAUAAUACAAUAUAAAUUAAAUGAAUUUGAAUUCAAUAGUAAUAAUGAUAGUAAUAAUGAUCAUAAUAAUCAUAAUAAUCACAAUAUUCAUAAUCGACCACAGACAACUCCAUUUAUGGUUGAUUUUCAACCCCCCGUACAACAAAAUCAAAACCACCAAAAUCAACAACAAAUACCGCCUACCCCAAUUAUACAACAACAACAACAACAACAGCAGCAAAUACAACAACCUCAACCACAAACACUACCGCCUCAAGCUCCUCCUGAAAUACAUCAUUCUGAUGUCGCCGGUGUUCCUCCUCCAAAUCAUCAAUUAAUUUAUAAUAAUGAAGUUAUUUAUAAUCCUGAAAAUGGUCCUAUACCUGGUACUGCAGCUUGGAAGAAAGAAAGAUUACUAGAAAGAAAUAGAGUAGCUGCUUUUAAAUGUAGACAGCGUAAAAAACAAGCACAAAUGCAAUUACAAGAUUCUGUGAAUAAAUUAGAGACUGAGUUGAAGGAGAAGAAUGAAAAGUUGAAUAAAUUGGAAUUAUUGUUGAAUCAUUAUAAAUCAACUAUAAACUUGGCUUUGAAAAAUGGUGAUUAUAAGAAAUUGGAGGAGCUAGUGUAA